CGCAAAGAGCAUUAGCUAAUCGUAAAGGUAAAAUAGCUAGUAUUUCUUGAGUAAAAAGAUAAUCGCUGAAAUGUUAUAUUACAGAGAUAGAUAAUGUCAAUCUUAAUUUAUCUUCAAAACGAUUAGUUUUGGAUACGUCAUUACAAUCAUCGACGAUUCAACGAUUAAUCGAACAGACACUUGGUACUAAUGUCGUGCUAUUAGGGACUAAUAUGAUACGCCCAAUAGAUCCUCCAUUACCAAGUGAUCACUUGAAUCUGGAUGAAUAUCAUUUAAAAUCAUUAUUCACCACUACAGCUCAUACAAUUAGUGAAAUAGGAGUUGGUGGUGAAUUUGUGGAAAAGCUUGAAUCAUCAGUUAUAAAUUCUCAAGCCGAUAAACCAACACAUGAAAUGAAAGAAAUCCGUCCAGAACUUGGACGUAUAUACAUGCUUCGGCUCAGUAUACCUGAAGCAUUUGGGAUAUUCAAAGGUGGUGAACCAGAAAUAUCUUCAUUUGCAUCAUGUGCAUCUUCAUCAACCAGAAGUUCUGCUAAAUCUUCCGAAUCACCAACAAAACCAAAAAACAAGCGAUAUUACAAACGACCAUGUAUGGUACUGUUCACUCAUUCUGGAUCAACAACUGUUCUUGGUAUUAGCAGAUUUCACGGUCACGAUCCUGCUUCUACUAAUCCAGAUACGACUAUUAUAUUACCUGAAUUAACAAGAGAUUAUGUAUUUAAACACCUUUUGUCAAUUUAUCCAAAUCCUCCAGUUUUUGGUCGAAAUAGCAUCAAAACUAAAUCAAUUCGUCCGUCAACGUAUUUUAAACCUGAUGAGAAACAUUAUUUAAUCUUGAAGCCAAUUUCUGUCUCAUCU
Messenger RNA from Rotaria socialis, 857 nucleotides. The record is from the annotation of a GenBank genome assembly. NCBI's taxonomy places the organism in Eukaryota, Metazoa, Rotifera, Eurotatoria, Philodinida, Philodinidae.